GGAAGCGCUGUGCGCGCCGCACGCGCCGGUGCCGCGGCGGGCGCAGGCCGCGGGCAUGGCGCUGCUGCGCGGCCCCGCGCCGGACGGGCAGCGCUCGGCCGUCUGCAGGCCGCUCUCGGCCGCAUCAGUACUCUGUCAAGUGGAACCUGUGGGAAGAUGGUUUGAAGCAUUUAUUAAGAGGAGAAACAUAAAUGUUUCUGCCUCUUUCCAGGAGCUAGAAGAUGAGAAGGAACUUUCUGAAGAAUCGGGGGAUGAAGAACUGCAGCUUGAGGAAUAUCCUAUGUUAAAAACCCUUGACCCAAAGGACUGGAAGAAUCAAGACCAUUAUGCAGUUCUUGGACUGGGAAAUAUACGAUACAGGGCUACUCAGAAACAAAUCAAAGCAGCUCAUAAAUCCAUGGUUUUGAAACAUCAUCCAGACAAACGAAAAGCUGCAGGAGAACAGAUAGGAGAAGGUGAUAAUGAUUAUUUUACUUGCAUAACUAAAGCUUAUGAAAUACUAUCUGAUCCUGUGAAACGACGAGCAUUUAACAGCAUAGAUCCAACUUUUGAUAACUCUGUACCUUCCAAAAGUGAAGCAAAAGAAAACUUCUUUGAAGUUUUCUCACCAGUUUUUGAAAGAAAUGCCAGGUGGUCAAAUAAGAAAAAUGUACCUAAACUUGGGGACAUGAAUUCCUCAUUUGAGGAGGUAGAUGCAUUCUAUUCCUUUUGGUAUAAUUUUGAUUCAUGGAGAGAGUUUUCCUAUUUAGAUGAAGAGGAAAAAGAAAAAGCAGAAUGUCGAGAUGAAAGGAGGUGGAUUGAAAAGCAGAACAGAGCUGCCAGAGCAUUGAGAAAAAAAGAAGAAAUGAACAGAAUUAGGACUCUUGUUGACAAUGCAUACAGCUGUGAUCCCAGGAUAAAGAAAUUUAAGGAGGAAGAAAAGGCAAAGAAGGAAGCAGAGAAGAAAGCAAAGGUAGAAGCAAAACGAAAAGAACAGGAGGCAAAAGAAAAACAAAGACAAGCAGAAUUAGAAGCAGCACGGUUAGCAAAAGAAAAGGAGGAAGAAGAAGUUAGGCAGCAAGCAUUAGUAGCAAAAAAGGAAAAAGAGAUACAGAAGAAAGCAAUCAAGAAAGAAAGGCAAAAACUCAGAACAACAUGCAAGAACUGGAAUUACUUUUCUGAUAAUGAGGCAGAUUGUGUUAAAAUGAUGGAGGAGGUGGAAAAGCUUUGUGAUCGUCUUGAGCUAGCAAGUCUGCAAUGCUUGAAUGAAGCACUUACAUCCACAACAAGGGAAGGAGGAAAGGCGGCUGUAGUAAAACAGAUUGAAGAAAUAAAUGAACAAAUAAGGCGAGAGAAAGAAGAGGCAGAAGCUCGUAUGCGCCAAGCCACGAAGAGUUCAGAAAAGUCAACCACUGGUGGUGCAGGGGGAAGCAAAAAUUGGCCAGAGGAUGAUUUACAGUUGUUGAUUAAAGCUGUGAACCUCUUUCCAGCAGGGACAAACUCAAGGUGGGAAGUUAUUGCCAAUUAUAUGAACUUGCACUCUACUACUGGAAUAAAACGGACAGCAAAAGAUGUCAUCAAUAAAGCAAAGAGUCUCCAAAAGCUUGACCCUCAUCAAAAAGAUGACAUAAACAAGAAAGCAUUUGACAAAUUUAAAAAAGAACAUGGUGUGGUGCCUCAGAUGGACAGUGCUGCCCCCUCAGAACGAUUUGAAGGAUCACCUCUAGAUUCAUCCCCUUGGACUACAGAAGAACAAAAACUUUUAGAACAAGCAUUGAAGACUUAUCCAGUAAAUACUCCUGAAAGAUGGGAGAAAAUAGCAGCAGCUGUUCCAGGCCGGUCAAAAAAAGACUGCAUGAAGCGAUACAAGGAACUCGUGGAAAUGGUCAAGGCAAAGAAAGCUGCUCAAGAACAAGUGAUGAAUGCUACUAAAGUCAAGAAAUGACUCUUACUGACAAUCCUUAUUUUAUAAUAAAAAUACAAAUACUGUA
Messenger RNA from Oenanthe melanoleuca, 1970 nucleotides. It is a transcript of the gene DNAJC2, whose product is annotated as DnaJ heat shock protein family (Hsp40) member C2. Gene Ontology annotation, cellular component: cytosol. Gene Ontology annotation, molecular function: Hsp70 protein binding; ribosome binding. The record is from RefSeq and is a predicted model, not a curated record. Gene Ontology annotation, biological process: regulation of translational fidelity; 'de novo' cotranslational protein folding. NCBI's taxonomy places the organism in Eukaryota, Metazoa, Chordata, Aves, Passeriformes, Muscicapidae. The transcript has 17 exons. Bases 56 to 1924 code for a protein of 622 amino acids.